Molecule: messenger RNA, 804 nt
Organism: Acyrthosiphon pisum (pea aphid)
Lineage: Eukaryota; Metazoa; Arthropoda; Insecta; Hemiptera; Aphididae
Source: RefSeq, a predicted model, not a curated record
AAAUGUUUGCCAAUCGUAAGUAAUCCAGUGAUUCCUGGUCUAAAUACUAGUAGCAAAGUAAAUAUUAUCAAUAACAAUGUGGAACCCAUUGAUUUUGCGGAUCCCGGUUUUAAUAUUGCGAUAUCAGAAGACAUGGAAGACAUUGAUGAUGAUUCAUUGAACGUUAAUAUAGAUGGUCUGAAUGAAGAAGAGUAUACACAGUCACAGGUUGUCAAGGAUGAGUGCGAUCGUGAAUAUAUACAUAUUGGCGGGUUCAAUGUAUGCAAUAUGUCUGAUUUGGCCUCAGAUCGAGGAGAAAGUUACACGGCACCUCUUGAUACAGAUGGUGAUCUAUUCAAGCCAUCAUUAGCCAAUGUUGUUAUUGACAUAGAGUCUGCAUCUGCGUUUUACCGGCCAAUGGACAAUUUACAACUAGUGUCUAUUGCCACUGAUAAUAAAGAUAGCCUUGACUAUGCUAACAUAAAUUUCAUAACAGAUGCCAAUCAAUCUAAAAACAAAUGGCUAGCAGCUGAACCUUAAAGUCAUGUAGUCAAGUGUAUGUUGUUUUGUUAAUCUUUUUACAAAAAAUAUUUAUUUAAUUCUUCCUUUUCAAAAACGUUAGUUACCUAAUUAGGAAUUUUAAUUAAUUUUGUUUUUAUUUUCAUUUGUGGAAAUUAGAUAUUCAUCUAUUUUUUAUUAAAAAAACUAAACGUUUACCAUUUAUAUGUGUGUUAUCAAAGUUGUUAAAAUUUAAAAGAGGCAUUUAAAUAUUAUAUUUAUGCAUGUAUAUUGAAUAUAUAUAUUUAUAAUAUUGUUAGAUUGGGU